AAAGGAAAAGCUCCGCAUUCCCACCCAGUGCAGAGGUUGAAAUAGUAUCAGAAGGCCAGAGUCUUUCUCUCCAGCCACAGGCUCCACCUUUCAGGAGCAAGGGGGAACUCUGAGAGAGAGAGUGGGGCAGCAGAGCCCGCGGCCUGCCAGCGCCCUGGAGGAGGGCUUCCCUCUCCUGCCCUCGAUCCCGCUGGAUUGACCCGGCUGAGUUCCAGCCCAGAGCGCAGGAGCGCAGAGCCGGGGCGCCUCCUGCGCUACCCAGGCGCUGGUGACAGCCACAUGAAGCCUGCUGGGGAGGCGGGGCCAGGGUGCAGCAAGCCGGCGGGGACCGAGGCUGUGGCCGUCUUAGGGAGGCACUGACUGCCGAGGGGACCCCCUCCCCUCUAUCGUGCCUGGGCGAACAGUCUUCUCCAGGGGUCCCCUGUCAUCCUGCCUAUCCAGGAUGGUGCUGCUGAAGUUCCUCUGGAUGGGUUUCUUCUGCCACCUGUGUCAGGGCUACUUCGAUGGCCCUCUGUAUCCGGAGAUGUCCAAUGGGACCCUGCAUCACUAUUUCGUGCCCGACGGGGACUAUGAAGAAAAUGAUGACCCCGAGAAGUGCCAGCUGCUCUUCAGGGUGAGUGACCACCGGCGCUGCUCCCAGGGGGAGGGGAGCCAGGCCAGCAGUCUGCUGAGCCUCAGCCUUCGGGAGGAGUUCACCGUGCUGGGCCGCCAGGUGGAGGAUGCUGGGCGUGUCCUAGAGGGCAUCAGCAAGAGCAUCUCCUACGACCUGGACGGGGAAGAGAGCUAUGGCAAGUACCUGCGGCGGGAGUCCCACCAGAUCGGGGACGCCUACUCCAACUCGGACAAGUCCCUCACUGAGCUGGAAAGCAAGUUUAAGCAGGGCCAGGAACAGGACAGCCGGCAAGAGAGCAGGCUCAACGAGGACUUCUUGGGGAUGCUGGUCCACACCAGGUCCCUGCUAAAGGAAACACUCGACAUCUCUGUGGGGCUCAGGGACAAAUACGAGCUGCUGGCCCUCACCAUCCGGAGCCAUGGGACCCGGCUGGGUCGGCUGAAAAAUGAUUAUCUUAAAGUGUAGGUGUGAGGGCGCGCUGCCUGGGAGAGGGCAUCAAAUCAGCCCCGUUGUGGAGGGUGGGGACAGAAGCCGGGGCUAACGUCUCCCUUAUACUUAUUAUUUUUUAUAUCUGGAUUUGCACUUGGAGAAUCAUCUGAAGUGAUCUUUAAAAAGAAAUAAGCGAGGGCCGAGCUGUUUUGUUUUUGUACAUUAUUUAUGGGAUUGCUAUUGACUCGUUACUUGGAAAGACCGAUUUAAAGCCAUGCCUCCCGCCUUUCUUAGAGGACUUUCUAACUCUGCACAGACACCUGUUUCUGCCACGUCUAGAAGGACACGAUUUAUGCAGGAGGGAGUGAUUAACCUUCCCCAUCCUGGAGAAAAUACCCAGAGAGCAGAGCACAUGGUUCCUUUUCACCUUCAGCCUUCCCUCUUGGGCUUUGAAAGCUGUCAGUUGUCUGAGGUGCUGUGCGGCCUGCCUGCCAGCAGACGCCUGUUUCUCCUCUUUUUCUCUCUUAAUUUAUUAACCAUGGUCUUCAAGGUCUUGUUUUUAGUUUUUUGGGUUUUUGUGGGGGGUUUUGUAAGAGUAUUGGCUGGAAGCUAUAUGCAAAUAGUCCUUUGCAGGGAGACGUUUGAGGUGCCUCUGUGAGUGUGUGUAAGCUGAAGUGGCCACAUUGAGGAAGUGCGAGCUUUGUGGGGGGUACACACUCACGUCGCUAAGCUGACUUGCUGUGUCUCUCACUGUAUGCCUGUGUCCUCAGAGCUACAGUCCAUUAAAAAAAAAAGUCGAUUGUUUGAACACACCCCCAAAUGCCUAUGUUGUAGCUUACCAAUGUAUUCGUUCUGGUUUGGGGGUUUUCUUCUGUUUGCUUACUGGAAACUGUACUUCAAGUAGGGGGGGGAUUCUAAUUCUAAUAACUCCUGAACUAAGUUUUAUUAUUCAGCCAAUAAAUAUGUUCUCGUAUAA
This is a messenger RNA of Felis catus (domestic cat), 2018 nucleotides long. It is a transcript of the gene FIBIN, whose product is annotated as fin bud initiation factor homolog. NCBI's taxonomy places the organism in Eukaryota, Metazoa, Chordata, Mammalia, Carnivora, Felidae. Bases 443 to 1078 code for a protein of 211 amino acids. The record is from RefSeq and is a predicted model, not a curated record. The transcript has a single exon.